Molecule: messenger RNA, 340 nt
Organism: Ectocarpus sp. CCAP 1310/34
Lineage: Eukaryota; Phaeophyceae; Ectocarpales; Ectocarpaceae
Source: the annotation of a GenBank genome assembly
AUGAAGUUCGGAGAGCGAGAGAGUUCGGGGACACGGGACAAGGGACGCAAGCAGCGUGCGCGAACGUUUGAACACGACUAGACAUUCACAAAGGUGCGGCGGGAGCAUACUCGUCAACAACAAGUGGAUACUACCUUCGGUAUUGGUGGCCAAGAAGAGGGUGACCCAGCGGCAGGCACGGUGCAAGGCAGCAGCAGCAGCAAUGGGGCCCAAACUGAAGAAGAGUAAAUAAACCCUCUACAGGCAAGGUCAUGGAGGGGAGAUCGAGCAUCUCCAGCUACUUCACCAAGGCUGUCCCAGACCCGGCUCCUGCACCAGCCCCAGCCCCAGCCCCAGCCCC